Molecule: messenger RNA, 970 nt
Organism: Schistocerca cancellata (South American locust)
Lineage: Eukaryota; Metazoa; Arthropoda; Insecta; Orthoptera; Acrididae
Exons: 6
Coding region: 48-614 (188 amino acids)
Source: RefSeq, a predicted model, not a curated record
GACAGCUGCGCGCGACGGCCGCGACAUGUGAGGUGCGAGCCGCAGGCAUGUCGCCGUACCGGGAGUCGCGCUGCGCCGCCUGCUGGGACUACCUCGUGCCCUUCACCAGGUUCUGGGGCGCCUUCACCGCCGUCGUGGUGUUUGGUGUUGGGGUUGAUGUGGCCUUCCACCAUCAUGUCAUGGGAAUAUACGUCACAAUCGGUGCGGUGAUCGUGUUCUUCCUGGAGAUCACGUGGGCCAUCACACUCUUCCUGCAGGUGUGCCUCAGGAACGAGUACAGCCCCGUGUUCCGAUGCUGGGACUGCGUGCUGUGGCUGGACCGCUGGAAGAAGAGCCUGCUGUACUCCGUCUUCGCCGCCCUGCUCCUGCUCAAGCCUCACAGGCUGUGGCUCUCGUCCGUUGCAGGGGCGAUGCUGGUGCUCUUGGCGCUGCUGUACCUGGUGCUGUCGUGCCGGGUGCGCUCCACCACCAAGGAGACGCUGCUGCACAACCGCGAGGAGAGCUUCGACAGGUUUGACGACGCGGCCGACAUGAUGGACGACAGUGUGCCCGGCCCGCUGGGCGAGUCCCUGUCGGACAGCCUGGUGGAGCAGGACGUGAUGCUGGAGAUGUGACCCCCGCUGCUGCAGGACAGCGGGCACUGGAGCGAGCCGCCGGACACCUUCAGCAGCAGCAGCAGCAGCGCGGGCAGCGCCUGCGUCUGGAAGUGACGUCACAGUGUGUCCGCUGCGAGGCCUUCCUGGAGGAGGUCGUUCUGACUUGCUGUGAGGUGGUUGCGAGUGAGCUGGUCGAAGCAGACGCUAACCUGGAUUUCCUAAGGGUGUCACUGCUGCUGUAUCGUGAACCGAACAUUGGAAUCUACGGUUUUAUGGGUCUGGCUCUGACAUCUGUGUACAUGUACUUUCUUUUACACUAACGUCCGUUAUUUCGGAGACCGAGAAACUAAAUUAUAGGACUCCUUUUUUUGUCA